AUAUAUAAGCAACUGUCGACGUAAUCUCCUUGGUUGAAUCCAAGAAUCGAGCUUUGCUAGUUCUGAACCUAAGUGAAGCUCUCUCAAAGCCCAAGGUGAAAAAAGAGUAGAGAACCAAUACACAGACUAGAACUAUGGGCAUAUCUCAGCUGAUGGCAUUGAAGGCGACCGUCUUACUGUUAGUAUUUAUUUACUACAGGAAAUCUGGCCUGGCAUUGAUUUUUUUACCCUUUGUACACGCCUCAUUAGUAGCAUAUUUGGUCGCGAUCGCUUCUCUCCCUGCUGUGAACCUACCGCUGCUACUGGGAAAAACCUCUGAUGGGAGCUUCCCGAUUUGGUCAAUUAUUAUGUUCGGCCCUUUUCUUGUUUUUAUUCGGGUAUUUAACAGAUUGAGGAGAUUGUACAGUAUGGAACCACUCUAUUCUGAGAUUUCAGAAGGCUUAUACGUCGGAGGGUGGCCUUCUUCAUUUGGUCAUUUGCCUUCCGAUGAACUUGCUAUUAUUGAUUGUACAUGUGAACUACCGAGAAGCUCUUCUGUCUUAAGGAAUGCAUAUUUAUGUGUGCCCACUUGGGAUACAAGGGCCCCUCAGCCAUUACAGAUUGAAAAUGCAGUUCGGUGGGCAUGCAGGAAGAGGGCUCAAAAUAAAUCGGUAUUCAUCCAUUGUGCUUUUGGCCAUGGAAGGAGUGUCUGUGUGAUGUGUGCACUUCUAGUUGCACUCGGAUUAGCUGAAGAUUGGAAAAGUGCAGAGAAGAUGAUUCGAGAAAAGCGACCUUAUAUCAGAAUGAACUCUCUUCAUCGCAAAAACCUGGAAGAAUGGUCAAAGUAUCGGCUUUCAUCACCAAGAGACGGAGAAUCGGUUGUUAGUUCUGUGAUUAAUGCUUCUAAGAAACAGUGAUAGAAUUGGUUCACUGUUUGUACCAAAUUGGUCUUUCGAACAAGACUCUUGUUCAUUGAUGAAUCUCAAAGAUUCUUCCAAAACUUUAGAGAGCAUCUGUUGUUGUUUUCAUGUUAGUUAAUGGAGGUUCUGUAAAUUUCUUUGUGGUUAUUCACGACAAGAAAUUUUCUUUUAAAUUGUUUUAUUUUAUAUAUUGCCCGUUUAGGUACUUGAAGUUCAAGAAAAGGCUCGGUUAUUUCAA
Asparagus officinalis (garden asparagus) is the source of this 1137-nucleotide messenger RNA. RefSeq lists its product as uncharacterized. The transcript has 3 exons. Lineage: Eukaryota; Viridiplantae; Streptophyta; Magnoliopsida; Asparagales; Asparagaceae. Gene Ontology annotation, biological process: protein dephosphorylation. The record is from RefSeq and is a predicted model, not a curated record. The coding region runs from base 135 to 896 and encodes 253 amino acids. Gene Ontology annotation, molecular function: protein tyrosine/serine/threonine phosphatase activity.